AUGGGCAAGACGGCGAAGUCUGGCCAACCGAAAAGCAAGGCCAAAGAGGAGAAGAAGACCCGAGCGCCCAAGGAAAUUAAGAUCCCGGAGACUACCAUGGAGAAGUUCGACUUCCUUGCUUUGGCACGGUCAAUGGCGACUGAGAUCAAGGACUGUGGGCAGCAGGGCGUCCGGGAGUCGAAGCUCGUCUGGGCCAGUGGUUGCGAUGGCUUGAAUACCAUUGCCGGUGUUCUGACGGCGUUGAAGAUCCCGAACCACCAGUUGUACGGCUCGGAGAAAGCAUCGGCGCCUGCUGUGUUUUCCUUGAAGCGGUUCCAGCCAGGCCACCUUUAUCAGGACAUACGCGCAAGCAGUGAGGCCGACGGCGGUGUCAUCUGCCUACGUCACGGCAGACGGUGCCGGCUCCCGGUGGAUGAGGAGCCUGCCUUAUUCGCGGCAGGCUUCUCCUGUAAGAACAAUUCCAUCCUGAAUCCCGCUCGAUUCGGGUCGAGUCCACUCCGGCCAGAAUGCGAAUCCGCGAUCACGUUUGACGGCGCCGUCUUGUCCAUCGCACAUGUGCGGCCCCGCUUCUUCGUGCUUGAAAAUGUGAACGGAGCGAGGCGUUCGUCUUCAAAACAUGUCUUCAUGAUCUUGCGAGUGAUGCCGACCGGGGCAGGAGCCAGUGCCAGUGACUCCAAGAAAUCCCCUUUGGAUUCCUACCUGGAGAAGCUCGGGACACGGCUGCCGGAGUAUUCUGUUACGGCGGUGAUGGCAGAUGCAGCUCCUCUUCCGGAACGCCGCGAAAGAGUUUUCAUCUUGGGAAGUCGCACCACGGAUCUGGAUGCAACGGCCUGGGCAGCAGCCGUCGAAUGCCUUCAGCGCUUUUCUGCUGGAAAGCCGAAGCAUCAUGUGCAGACCUUGCUGAGCCUUGGGGACCCUGCAGCGCGCGAUGGUGCUCAGGCAGCGGCGAAUCGACCGCUGAAGUGGAUGUCAGAAUACAGCAGCUGCCUGUCCACUGCUUUGGCGACGCUUUCGGAUAAGGGUGUCAUGACGGACGUGACAGAGGAGACUGUGAAGGCCGCCGGCAAGCGCAUCUCCGACCUCUACCCCGACGUUCUGAAGACCACACCUCGGAUUGCUGCGACAGCGGACGGCAAUGAGAUCUUGAUCGAUUCGAUGUGCAAAGCUGCUGAGGCACAGGGAGCGCCCCCGAGCGUGCCAAAGUUGGCAGAUUUGUCGCAGUCCGUGGGGCGAGGCAGUGUUUGGAUCCAUGGAACGAUUGGUACUCUCACGACCUCCACGAACUACUUCUCCUAUGACCACGGCCGCUUCGUGGAUCCGGAGGAUCAUUUGAGGAUCUUGGGAUGGGAUGAAGAGUCGAUCAAGUUGGCAUCCGAAUGCUUGUCAAAGGCAGAACUCCAAGAAGCUGCAGGCAACGGAAUGAGCUGGGCCGCUGUUCUGAAAGUGCUGCUUCCCAUGCUGAUGCGCAUGGGUUUUUUGUCCGAUCUCUUGAAAUGA
This is a messenger RNA of Symbiodinium sp. CCMP2592, 1497 nucleotides long. NCBI's taxonomy places the organism in Eukaryota, Dinophyceae, Suessiales, Symbiodiniaceae. The record is from the annotation of a GenBank genome assembly.